AUUUUAAAGCUUCGCAUAUCUUUUUUCCAUCGAAUCGUUCAAUGAGGCUUGUUGGAUCUCAGUAUAAAGACAUGGAAGAUCGUCUCUCCCCAUCCGCGCGCUUGGUCCGCAGUCCUGGGUCCCAAACGAGGAUCCACAGCAUUGAAUCCAUUCUGGGAUUUAAGGGAGAGACUCUGUUCCACCCGGCGUUUCCAUAUGGAUCGGGAAAGACAGGCAAAGACACCGAGCACUUGUCGUCCCCGAAAAAGGACUCAAAUAAAAACUUUGAUGGAGUUUGUAGAUCUGCUGUAAUGGUCAGCCCGGAUCUGCCAGACACGGAUGGUGGUAAAUUGUCAGAUGAUGAAAACCCGAAGAAAAAGCACCGGCGAAACCGAACCACGUUCACCACCUUCCAGCUGCACGAGCUCGAGCGCGCCUUCGAGAAGUCGCACUAUCCGGAUGUCUACAGCAGAGAGGAGCUCGCGCUGAAGGUCAACCUGCCCGAAGUCCGAGUACAGGUGUGGUUUCAAAACCGCCGUGCUAAAUGGCGGCGUCAGGAGAAGCUGGAGGUGAGCUCCAUCAAGCUGCAGGAGUCCUCCAUGCUCUCCAUCACCAGAUCGGGGCCACUGUCUCUGGGCAGCGGCCUGCCGUUAGAGCCCUGGCUCACCGGCCCCAUCUCCACCUCCAGCUCUCCUCUGCAAUCUCUGCCCAGCUUCAUCACCCCUCAGCAGGCUGUCCCAGCCAGCUACACCCCUCCACAGUUCCUCAGCUCCUCCGCCCUCAACCACAGUCUGCCUCAUAUAGGGGCCGUGUGUCCCCCGUAUCAGUGCUCCGGCUUUAUGGAUAAAUUUUCGCUUGAAGAAGCAGAUCCACGAAACACAAGCAUCGCCUCGCUGAGGAUGAAAGCCAAGGAACACAUCCAGUCUAUAGGGAAGACGUGGUAGAUGAAAGACAUUCAGAGACUUAUUUUAGUUUGUAUCUUUAAAAUCAGUGGUCUGGGUCUGUUUUUGGUUCCUAAACCUCAGUUGUGGAUGACAAUCUUUGUAAAACAGAUAUACAUUGUACAUUACUGUCAUUUUGGGGUCAUUAUUAGGCAGGUGGAUCUCUUUCAGC
Molecule: messenger RNA, 1092 nt
Organism: Danio aesculapii
Lineage: Eukaryota; Metazoa; Chordata; Actinopteri; Cypriniformes; Danionidae
Gene: rax
Product: retinal homeobox gene 3
Exons: 3
Coding region: 42-923 (293 amino acids)
Biological process (GO): positive regulation of transcription by RNA polymerase II
Molecular function (GO): DNA-binding transcription factor activity, RNA polymerase II-specific; RNA polymerase II cis-regulatory region sequence-specific DNA binding
Source: RefSeq, a predicted model, not a curated record